This is a messenger RNA of Carya illinoinensis, 2830 nucleotides long. RefSeq names its product protein MAIN-LIKE 2-like. The transcript has 7 exons. Bases 345 to 2675 code for a protein of 776 amino acids. Gene Ontology annotation, biological process: meristem maintenance; meristem development. Lineage: Eukaryota; Viridiplantae; Streptophyta; Magnoliopsida; Fagales; Juglandaceae. The record is from RefSeq and is a predicted model, not a curated record.
AUAUUAAAAUGUUAGGGUUAGUUAUAUUUCUGCAUUUCUUCCCCUUCGCCUUCGGCUCUCCCUUGCUGUUUCAGUCUCUCCUUCGAAGAACAGUCUCUCUCAGCCUCUCGGUCUCUCAAUCUGCUUCUUCUGUCACUUCUCCUCGGCUUCUUGUUCUGAUUUGUCUGUUCCUCUUCGUCUGGUUCUUCAUUGACUGAUGUCUGCUGCGUCUUCUUCUGCGUUGAUAAUAUGAAUCGGUCCUGUCCGGGCCAUUAUUGGGUGGCUGAUCCACACGGUUCGUGCUCCAACCAGCCAGGCCACCGAGGAAGAGUUGCCUCCCCUGUUCGUUUCGGUCUCUUGUACUGAUGGAACUGGCAGUGAUGGACCCCUAUGCGGCCAGUGCUGGGCCAAUUGAUAGUUCAGUACUCCAUGAUCAGGAGAAACAUGUUUCAUCAGCAGUUUGGGAAGGGCAGGAGCGUGGUGCACUUCGGUGUCACGAACACACUUCAAAGCUUGAUCAGUGGACGCUUACAGCAAAACAGAUUGAGUUGGUAGAGAAGGCUGGAUUUGGCUACUUGAGAUUGAUUCCAGCAGUUAGUCUAGACAACCCACUAAUCUCUGCACUAGUUGAGAGGUGGAGGAGAGAAACCAAUACCUUUCACUUGAAUGUCGGAGAAAUGACAGUAACCCUUAAAGAUGUUGCGCUCUUGCUUGGCCUUGCAAUUGAUGGAGAACCUGUAAUAGGCAUAACACAUACCACAUGCAGCUCGGUUUGUGAGAAGUACCUUGGGAGAGCUCCAGAGUCCAUUUACACGAGUGGUGGAAUGGUGAAACUAAGUUGGUUGAAAGAGUUCUUUUCUCGAUGUCCUGAAGAUGCGCCAAUUGAAGUGAUUGAACAGCAUACACGUGCUUACCUUCUGUAUCUCGUAGGCAGCACAAUAUUUUCCACCACAACUGGGAAUAAAGUCCCUGUCAUGUAUCUUCAAUUGUUUGAGAAUUUUGAUCACUGUGGAAAUUAUGCAUGGGGAGCAGCAGCAUUGGGAUUCCUGUACAGGGCCCUUGGGAAUGCCUCUCUUAGAUCUCAAAGUACCAUCAGUGGCUGUUUGACACUACUACAGUGUUGGAGCUACUUCCACCUGAAUGUUGGGCGACCAAAGCUCAAUCACGAUCCGAUGCAUGAUUGCUUUCCAUUUGUACUUAGGUGGAAAGGAAAACAGACUGGCCCAACCGCAAACCGUGAUGUAGUUUUUUACCGUAAGGCCUUGGAUUCCUUAAAACCUUGUGAUGUGGAGUGGCUUCCUUACAGAAAUAUGGAUAGUAUGGUAAUUCCUGAAGAUAUUAAAAGUACCCUAAUUCUUGGGAGGUCCAAGACAAUGUUGAUAUGCUUUGACAAGGCAGAAAGACAUCUCCCAAAUCGAUGUCUAAGGCAAUAUGGCAUGCAUCAAUCAAUCCCGGAGGAUGUGCAGCGAUGGGAGAGAAAGAGUCGUGGUGUUGAUGGUGGGGUUGACUUGUCAGGGAAAAUGGAAUCAGAGCUUAACGAAUGGUUGGACCGAAGACUCCAUAUUGUGGAAGGUGAUGAUGUUGCAGAUGAGAGCAGGUACAUGCAGUGGUAUCUGAGAAUUACUCGUAAAUUUGUAGGGAGACCUAUUUCUCUUUCAUCCGAGUUCCAAAGAACAAAUGCUGGUUUGAGGGAUAUUGCACACAUAGCAGAUACAUUCUCGACAAAAGGUUUGGAUCCCCAACAAAUUGAAUCAAUUUCGAAGAUCAGGUAUAUUGCACAUGAGUGUCUUAGGGACCAAGUUGGAGGUCCAGUCAUGGUUUCAGUAAGCCCGGAAACUGAACUUGGGAAAAGGGUAAGAGGAAAGGAGAGGGUAAGAAGGAAGGCUAGUGGAAAACGGUUCCGGAAGGACGAUCAAGUGCAGUACAAUGAAGCUAGCGAUGAUGAUCAAUCUCAAUUUGGUGGUGCUGGCAUUGUAGGUGAUCAACUACAAUUUCACCAUGCCAGUAGAGAGGUGGAUCAUUUGCAGAUAUGUCCUACUAUGCAUAGCGAAGACAUCCCUUUGCAGAUAAUUCAUGCUGCAGAUGAGGGUGAGAAUGCACAGCUUUGCAAUGCAGAUACUGAGGUUCAACAUUUAGAGUUAACUCAUACAGCUGGCAAGGAAGAAAAUGCAGAGAUGGGACAUGCAGUUGGUGAGGAAGAAAAUACAGAGCUAAGCCAUGGAGCUGGUAAGGAAGAGAAAGCAGAGAUAAACCAUGCAGCUGAUAAGGUUGAUGACAAGAAGCUUCCCAAAAUGCCCAAGGAGGUUGAUGAUUCACAGCAUGCAUCGAAGGGGGCAAAUGGCUCUCAGCUUUCAGAUGCUAUUAAUGAGAUUGUUGAUUCACAAGUUCCUGAUAUAACUAACCAGGUUAUUGAAGAACAGUAUUCUGUUUCGACCCAUGAGGUAGGUGAUGCAACAGAUGAGGUUAUUGAAUCACAGCAUUCUUUUGCAACUAAUGAGGUUGGUGAUCCGACUAAGGAGGUUAUAGAACCAGGGCUUCCAGUUGCAACGAAUGAGGUAAAUGAUUCGCAGCUUUUGCAUGAUAGUCGUGAGAAUGAUCCACAUACUGCUAAAGAAGCAUUAGAUGUUAUUCCACCGUCAUCUCUCGAAACUUGUGAUGAUAUUGCACAGAAGGGUACUUGUAGCGUUGUAGUAUAAAAUUAUGAACUUUACCAUCAUGUGAUUUUGUAGAGGUAUUUAUGUCUCAAUUACUCCAAUAGGUAUCUUAUUAUAUAAUGUGCUCAUAAAAAUACUCUCGUAACUUGGGGCACUAUUGCCUUCUCAUCAAUCUAAGAUUCCAAAUUUUAUCAUGA